AAGCCCCCUUGACCUCUGUCCCAUCCUGCAGCCCCGAGAGCCCCGACCCGGCAUGGACGCUGUGGACGCCACCGUGGAGAAGCUCCGGGCGCAGUGUCUGUCCCGAGGGGCCUCGGGCAUCCAGGGCCUGGCCAGGUUUUUCCGCCGCCUGGACCGGGACGGGAGCCGAGCCCUGGAUGCGGGGGAGCUCCAGCGGGGCCUGGCCGAGCUGGGGCUGGCGCUGGACGAGGCCGAGGCGGAGGCCGUGUGCCGGCGCUGGGACCGCGACGGCAGCGGGUCGCUGGACCUGGAGGAGUUCCUGCGGGCGCUGCGGCCCCCCAUGUCCCAGGCCCGGGAGGCGGUCAUCGCGGCCGCGUUCGCCAAGCUGGACCGCAGCGGGGACGGCGUGGUGACGGUGGACGACCUCCGGGGGGCGUACAGCGGCCGCGCCCACCCCAAGGUGCGGAGCGGGGAGUGGACCGAGGAGGACGUGCUCCGCCACUUCCUGGACAACUUCGACGCCUCCGAGAAGGACGGGCAGGUCACGCUGGCCGAGUUCCGCGACUACUACAGCGGCGUGAGCACCUCCGUGGACACCGACGAGGAGUUCGUGGCCAUGAUGACCAGCGCCUGGCGGCUGUGAGCAGCCCACUCGCUCAGCUGGCACCAGCGUAGUGUAGGACCCCCACCCGACACCCCUGAGCCAGGGGCCCCUCACCUGGGAUUCGAGCUGGGCAGCCCCCGGGGUGGGGCUGGAGGGGAGUGUGGGAGGACGGAGGCCGC
Messenger RNA from Ceratotherium simum simum (southern white rhinoceros), 762 nucleotides. RefSeq names its product calcyphosine (gene CAPS). Gene Ontology annotation, cellular component: vesicle. Lineage: Eukaryota; Metazoa; Chordata; Mammalia; Perissodactyla; Rhinocerotidae. The record is from RefSeq and is a predicted model, not a curated record. Gene Ontology annotation, molecular function: calcium ion binding.